AUGGGUGAUGCCAGGGAGGUACUCCGGCAGAGCAACAUCAGAGUUAUGCAGGCUGAAGCAGCUCUGUUGGCCAUAGAUGAUAAGAGACUAGCGCUAGAGGAGCGUAUCACCCUUCUGGAGGAUCCAGUGAAGCUGGAAGAGAAGAUGAAUUGUAGUGACAACUGGGUGAAGACAAUCCAGAAGACCUUGGUGCUGAUGCUGGAGAACAGGGCCGCUGAGGCCAAGGAGAUGGAAGCACUGAAGAAGGAGAAGGAUGCUCUGAAGAAAGAGAAUGAUGUCCUGAAACUGGAAAAUAAGCUCCUGAAGGAAACUGUUGAGGAACUCACAGAUGGAAAAGAGGAAGAAGACCCUCAAGAGAGGAUGAUGUACAACGCUGAAAACGAAGUUGUGCCAAUUGUUGAAAGGAAGAAGAGGAAGAUGGCUCCCCGCCGAACCAACAAUAGCAACAACAAUGCCAACAACAACAAUGCCAACAACAACAAUGAUGCAGUGCAGCAGCUGAUUGCAGCCCAGGCACAGAUGAUGCAGAUGAUGACUCACAAUUUCGCUACUGGUACCGAGCCUAUUGUGGCAGAUGACUGGCUCCGCUCGGUUAACAAAGACUUGGUUACUUGUGAGUGUACUGAAGCGGAGAAGAUCAGAUUUACAGCUCACUUGCUUGAAGGACCAGCUGCUAUGUGGUGGGAGACUUACCAAGUCACUCAUCCUGUGGAAACCCUGGACUGGGACACCUUCAGGGAAGGUUUUCGUAAUGCCCAUAUCUCAUCGGGCAUUAUGAACAUGAAGAGGGACGAGUUCCGCACCUUGAAGCAGGGAGGUAGGACACUGAAAGAGUACAUGGAUGACUUAUGUGCUCUAUCCAGAUAUGCUCCUAAGGAUAUAGACACAGAUGCUAAGAGGAAGGAUAAAUUCCUCAAUGGACUCAAGGGAGACCUGAAGAUACCGUUGUCAGUGGCGUAUACCCCCAACUAUCAAACACUGCUUGAUCAGGCCAUCACUUUGGACAACAACAUCAGGAAGGAAGAGAACCGCAAGAGGAAGUUUAACAGCAACAAGAACUACACUGAGUUCUCUCACAAGAAGCACCAUUCUUCUGAGGGCAGUGGUAGCCGCGGUUUUCACCGUCAUGGAGAUCACUACAACAAGGGUAAUGGCCACAACUUUAACGGCCACAACUCCAAUGGCCACAAGUCCAAUGGUGGAUGCAAGAGCAACUCCUCUUUUGGACAUCACAAUGGUCAUCACAACAGCCAUCGUAAUGGCCAUGGCAAUGGGAACAAUGGACAGCAGCAAUCCAACUCAGAUGGCAAGAAAGACUUAUCAGGGAUCAUGUUCUACAGGUGCAAGAAGAAUGGACACUACUCCAACAACUGCCCGGAACUGAAAACUUCUGACACAACCAAGCCCAAUCCAUUCCAGAAGGGGCACGUGAACCACCUUGAUGUUGAAGAGGUGAUGAAUGAACCAGAUGCUGUGAUUGGUACGUUCCCACUCAACUCCUCCACAGCACUAGUUUUAUUCGAUACUGGAGCAUCACAUUCAUACAUAUCAAAAGCUUUUGUGAAUAAAAAUGAGAUAACCACUGCAUUAAUGGGAAGGAUCCUAAAAAUAAGUUCCCCGGGUGGAGAAAUGAUAGGCAAUACUGAAUGCUGGGGUCUGAUUUUAGAAAUUGGGAUACACAAGUUUCCUACUAAUUUAGUAGUCCUACCAUCACAAGGUUUUGAUGUUAUCUUGGGUAUGGAUUGGAUGACUGCCUAUGGUGGAGUCAUAGAUUGUGCCAAUAGAGCCAUCACAUUAACUACCCCAGAGGGUAAGAAGAUUAGGUACAAAUCCCGGCUGGAACCUAAGGAUAUUAGGCUGAACUAUCUUAAGGGGAUUAGCCUAAACCAUCUUAAGGAGGUUAGCCUAGACCAAGUGGCCAUAGUAAGAGAAUACCCAGAUGUCUUUCCAGAGGAAUUACCAGGAAUGCCACCGGAUAGAGAUGUGGAGUUUUUGAUUGACUUGCUUCCAGGCAUGGGCCCUAUAGCAAAGAGACCUUAUCCUAUGUCCACUGAUGAGUUGAAGGAACUCAAAAAGCAGCUUGAGGAGCAGCUGCGCAAAGGAUUUAUCAGAGAGAGUUCAUCCCCGUGGGGAGCCCCAGUUCGGUUUGUUAUGAAGAAGGACAACAGUCAGCGUUUGGUGAUGGACUAUCGAUCACUAAAUGAAGUAACCAUCAAAAACAAAUAUCCCCUACCGAGGAUCAAUGAUUUGUUUGAUCAGCUGGAAGGAGCAACUGUGUUUUCCAAGAUCGAUCUGCGGUCUGGAUAUUUUCAGCUUAAGAUUAGAGAGCAUGGCAUACCCAAGACCGCUUUUGUCACUAGAUAUGGUUCAUAUGAGUAUACGGUGAUGCCUUUCGGCUUAACCAAUGCUCCGUCAUACUUCAUGAAUAUGAUGAACAAAGUGUUCAUGGAAUUUCUUGAUAAGUUUGUCGUAGUCUUCAUUGACGACAUACUAAUCUAUUCCAAGAGUGUUAAGGAACAUGAGGAACACCUUCGUCUAAUUAUGGAGAAGCUACGGGAACAUAAGUUGUACGCAAUGUUCAGUAAAUGUGAGUUCUGGCUGAGUGAAGUAGGAUUUCUUGGUCACGUGGUAUCCAAGGAUGGAAUUGCCGUCGACCCUUCAAAGGUGACUGCUGUGACAGAAUGGGAAACUCCUAAAAACGUCGGAGAAAUCCGUAGUUUCUUAGGUUUGGCUGGUUACUAUAGAAGAUUCAUUGAGAAUUUCUCCAAGAUUGCUAAACCCAUGACUGAAUUGUUGAAGAAAGAAAAUAAAUAUGAGUGGACUGACGCUUGUGAAGCCAGCUUCCAAGAAUUGAAGAAAAGAUUAGUGUCUGCACCGGUGUUGUGUCUGCCUGAUCUAGAGAAAGAAUUUCAAGUGUACUGCGACGCAUCACAUCAAGGACUUGGAAGUGUGUUGAUGCAAGGAGGUAAGGUAGCAGCUUAUGCUUCUAGACAGCUCAAGAAACAUGAAGGCAACUACCCUACUCAUGACCUAGAGUUAGCUUCAGUAGUUCAUGCCUUGAAAACUUGGAGACACUACCUGAUGGGGAAGCGUUGUGAAGUAUUCACCGAUCACAAGAGUCUGAAGUAUAUUUUCACUCAGAAGGAUCUGAACAUGAGACAGAGAAGAUGGUUAGAGCUCAUCAAGGAUUACGACCUGAGUUUGCAAUACCAUCCCGGUAAAGCAAACGUAGUCGCUGAUGCCCUGAGCCGUAAGACUUAUGUGAACUGUCUGUCAAGCAAGGAGUUACCCAAGGAUUUGUGUGAAGCGUUUAGGGAUCUCAGCUUGGAAGUUGUACCAGAAGGUUUUGUAGCGUCACUAGUAGUUCAACCAACAUUGAUGGAUAAAAUCCGAGAAACCCAGAAAGGAGAUAAAGAAAUAGAAGAAGUCAGAAGAGUCUUGAAGGAAGCAUUGGCAGAUGGAAGAACAACAGAGUUCCGUGAAGAUGAGCAAGGAACUGUUUGGUUUGGGAAGCGUAUCUGUGUACCCGAAGACCCCGAUCUAAGGAAGUUAAUUUUCCAAGAAGCCCAUGAGUCUCCAUAUUCCAUUCAUCCUGGUAAUACUAAGAUGUAUAUGGAUUUGAAGGAGAGAUACUGGUGGAAUGGCUUGAAGAAGGACAUUGCAGAGUACAUAGCCAAAUGUAACACAUGUAGAAAAGUGAAAGCUCAACAUCAGAAACCAGCGGGUUUGUUGCAACCGUUGAAAGUUCCAGAUUGGAAAUGGGAUCAAAUUGGUAUGGAUUUCAUAACUGGAUUACCUCGAACCAAAUCCGGGUAUGAUUCAAUUUGGGUAGUAGUCCGUCGUUUGACCAAGGUAGCUCACUUUGUGCCAGUGAAGACCACUUACACUAGUGCAAAGCUAGCGGAUAUCUACACGAAGAGAAUUGUGUGCCUCCAUGGUGUACCCAAGAGUAUCGUGUCUGAUAGAGGUACCCAAUUUACCUCACAUUUCUGGAAACGAUUGCAUGAAUCUCUAGGAACUAGGUUGGAGUUCAGUAUAGCUUUUCAUCCACAGACAGAUGGUCAUACUGAGAGAGUGAAUCAGAUCUUAGAGGACAUAUUGAGAGCUUGUGCUCUAGAUUAUGGAUCUAGUUGGGAUGACAACCUACCAUAUGCAGAAUUCUCUUACAAUAACAGCUAUCAAGCUAGUAUUGAGAUGUCACCAUUUGAAGCCUUGUAUGGGAAGAAAUGCACCACACCACUACUGUGGAGUGGGUUAGGAGAAGGAAGCUUGUUUGGACCUAAUAUUAUUCAAGAAGCUGAAGAGAAGGUUAGACUGAUCAAAGAUAGACUGAAGAUAGCACAAUCCAGGCAGAAGAGCUAUGCUGAUAAAAAGCGCAGCGAUGUUUCCUAUGAAAUAGGCGAUAGAGUUUAUCUCAGAGCUCCACAAAUUGCUCGCCGGAGCGAGCUUGCACGCCGCCACCUCUGGCCGCUUCCCCCGGCCACCCGGGGCAGCCUCUGCCCGCGCCGACGCCACCAGCCGCCACGCCUCGGCCAGGCGCACCUCCUCCGCCCCUUCCCCGCCGCCGGAGACACCCACAACGCCGGCGACCUCCGCGUCCGAGCGCGCCGCCGCCGCCGCGCCAACUCCGGCCGGCCAAGAGUUAUUGUCAGGGACAACAUCCCGAUCACCACUCGAGAAUGGAAUAAGACAAAGGUAGAUGGAGUUAGUUAUGUCGACCAAAGAUCCAAAGAUUUGCUUUGGGAUACGCUCUUGUCACAUUUCAACCUACCACCAGAGUGCAAAGAGGAAAAAGUUAAGUUGAAAGUCAAGGAGCGGGCUCUUAAAAAGAUGGCCACACAAUUCCAGACCUUCAAGAAAAGAUUACACAAUGGCUAUAUCAAGAAGAAAAGAACUCCAACAUUCACUGGACCACUAGAGAAGAUUAAAAAUCACUGGGACGCAUUUGUGGGGUACAAGGAAUCGUUUGAAGCUCUGCAAAGUUAUAGAAGCCAUCAAAGAAAAAAGAAACAGGAGGCAGACCGGUUCCAGAAGAUAGAAAGAAAGAACGAUGAUUAUGAGCGCAUAUUAAUGGGGCAGCAGGAGCAACUAGAUGCAAUUAGCCAGCAAAGGGCAUCUCAGCCGCAGCAAGAUCCUGCAUUCUUUAGUAGCUGGCCAUCUCAGCAGAAAAGCAGGGUGGCUUCCAUGGGGGUCCGGGUUGAUGAUCUUGCACCGAUGGAUGAUGCACCGAUGGCUCGCUACCCCAUGGAUGAUCUCGUGGAGAGGAAAAUUCGGACGAGAAGUAGUGCAAGUGGGAAAAAAGUUCCCCAGCUCGGAGAACAAGAAAAACAAUCGUUGCCCCCACUCAACGUGUAUUCCGAUAAGGACGUAGCAGAAGAAUACAAGGACAUUGCUAGACAUUUUGGUGUGACUGUUGCUCAAUUGAUGGGCAUGGAAGAUUUCCCCAAGGCUGAUGUAGCAUGGAAAUUUGCCCUCGGGGAGCCUCUGGUCAGACCUGAGCAGGUCGCGUAUCUACCAACACAAAUGCGAAGAUUGCAUGACUGUGUAAUUGAUGAGUUAUGCAUGCCUGCGUAUAUAAACGUGCGCAACUUUCAAUGGAUUCUGCUAAGCAUUCAAGUUGACGCUGGAAAAGUUGAGGUCAUGGACCCAUUACAGAAAGACCCUCAGGAGUACGAGAACAUCGUUUUUAUGCUCCAGAGGGUUUGGAAACGGUUCAUCAAGGAGGUUUUCGGUGACUAG
Lolium perenne is the source of this 5739-nucleotide messenger RNA. NCBI's taxonomy places the organism in Eukaryota, Viridiplantae, Streptophyta, Magnoliopsida, Poales, Poaceae. The record is from RefSeq and is a predicted model, not a curated record.